CUCAUGUAAUUUUCCCUACACCCCACUAGUAACUCCAGUUGAAUGGAAAUGUCGAAAUUAUCUUUAUAAUUUUCAGGUAGUUGCAUCCCUACCAACGAAAUUGUGUUAAACAAUAUAUUGGGCUAGUAUUCCAAAGGUCGUAGGUUCGAAUCCCACCGUGGCCGGGCAUAUUUUUCAAGCUCGCCCGGUGUGGAUAUGCACUCAGAGUAACAUCACAAACAUAAUAUAUACCCAUUGUGUAUGGUUUCACGCAUCAGAUGCUUGUUAUAUAAAAUCGCGCUGUUUAUAUUACGAAGUAUAUCAAUUAGUUACUUUCAACUCUUGUAUACCGUUUGAUGUUAAACAUUUUUCAUAGUCUGUUUAUUUUGGCGCUAAACCGGAUUGUUCCACACUUGUGUGAUACGGAUCUCGUAAUCAGCCAAUCAGAAUGAUAUAUUUUAGUUAUGGACAUGGAGCUUCGGACUUUUACUUGAUUUCCUCAUUAAUAUCUCAGAGUACAUGCAUGUAUUAUUGUCGUGUGUAUACAAAGAAUAAAUACGAGAACAUAAAUUAUGUUCACUGUAGCCAGUAUUUAAACUGACCUCACAACUUGGUCUACUGACUGGUACUUGACUCAUUACGUAAAAAAUCAAUAGUUUGCAAUUUUGAAAUAAGGUUGAUUUUGUUGUCAUCUAUUCACAUGGCAGCUGCGACCAAACGUAUAUCCUGUAGAACCAAAUAUAGGUCCUGAUAUUGGCGUCCAAAUAUUGUAGCAUACUGUUGUUGAACUAACGGAAACCAAAGAUGACAUUUUCAAGUAAGUGUACCGCAUGUUCGACUCAUUAAUUUGGUCCAUCACACAUCAGACGUUCCGGGCUUAGUCAAGUACAUUAUUCAAUCCCUAUGUAUACAUAUUAAUGCUGUCUGCAUGUUAAAGUUGAAUAAGAAAAAUGCGGCUUGACCUAGCUUAGUCAUGGACGCCAGAAAGAGGGGGAGGGUCGGUGGGGGUACUUGCAACCUUAAUUCCUGAGUCAUUCCGGCGUCCCUGAGUCCUUGCUACAACUUUUGUUAGUGACUUCGCCGCUGCUAAACAAAGCGUAAAAAUUGCAGCUCACUUCGCUUGAAAUCAUUUUCAGUUUGGCCGCUGAACGCUAUACAGCAUCCAUUGGAGUCUUGAAAAGGAUUUCUGUAAAACAAAGAAUUUGGGUACGUUUUGAAGACUAAUAUGUGGAUUUAUGUUUCAAAGCUAUAUUAAGUUCAUUGGUUUCAAAUAUAUUUUACUUGGCCACUUUGAUGGGAAAAUAAUGGUGACCUAAUUAUUGUGGCCUAUAGAAUUUAAAAGUUUCCGCUUAAUUUGUGUACACGAAACUGAUGUAGAGCUUUUCUUGAAUUGGUGCACACACAUGCAGACAUUCAGAAACUUUCAUGCAACUGUAAAACUUGAUUUUUUUUCAGCCCAAAUACAAUUAGAUAUUACACGUGUCCAAAUUUUCACAGUGAACAAUUAAAAACUUUAUUCGAACAGAAUUAAUCUAUAGACCAAACCUAAAUCAAUGCAAACCAUGCAUAAAUAGGGUUAGCGGUAUUUUUGCUGCUAUUCCUAUGUUACCUAUCCAAUCACUGCGUGGAAUGCAUGUAUUUUAUAUCAAUCGCGUAGGGUACUGCUAAGAAGCAUCUUAAAGAAGCAUUUCAAUUUAAUAAUGAAAUACAUUUAAUCUCAGAAAUAGGGAUACUGAUUUAGCACCACCUAUGCCGAAAAAAGAAUUCAGCAAGAGGUGCUUCAGUUAUAAUGGUGAGGCAAAUAUUGCUGAAUCCUUAAGCUCUUUCAAAUCAAUAUUAAAACAAAGAAUGAGUUGAAACGUGCUUGUGUGUGAUUAAAAAUCAUUGUAUUUUCUUGACAUAUUUUGUAUUCCUUGUAAAUAGUUAAUUUUAUAUUUCACGCCCCUCAUGGAAAUCAGCCCCCCAACGGCUGUUGAGGCUAGCGUGCAUGAUUAAAUAACGUUUGUAUGCAUGUAUGUAUGUAUGUAUGUAUAUAGAGGGACCUAUACAGUUAACCAACCCGUAUAAGGUCUGUCAUUUCUAACAAAAGUUUAGGGCGCUGGUCUGGGAAUACUGUAUGUAUAGUUUGGAAAGAACUAUGGAGAAUACAAUUAAUAUAGGUUAAUAAUCAUGAUAACAAUCCAACAUUAUUUUGCCAAAAUAUGUUGGCCAUCGGAAAAUCGGUCAAGACGCAUUUCCCUCUGACGGAUCAUGUCAUCCGCCUCACGUUCAACAAUAUGUCCAUACAAACUAGCCAGAUUAGCGGGAUCUGAGCAACUGUUGUUGUGGGAAUGAUGCAUGCAUGAGAUUUUACUUAUAGUUCGUGCAACGACGUAUUUUUAAACAUAGAUAGAUCAUAAGGAACUGCAUGGGCAGCGAUACUUCGAUUUGACAGAGUAAACCAUCUGCUUGCCGCAUUGAUGUGAAGAAGAAUGAUCAGACGAACUAUCAUGUCUUUGGCCAAGUUAGUCAAGUUUGCCCACAAAACCUGUUGAUAGUGUGAUAAAUCAGGUCGUUCAUUCUAUCUUAUCAUUGACCAACACAGUCACAGACGUAGCUACGUUUCCUAGUUGCGCGAUGGCAUAUAGUUGUAAUUGUAAACUACAACCAUGCUGAGUCAGAAGAAGCGAUUCUGAGAGAAAGCAAUUUGCCCGUAACUUACCAGAGCACAUCCCUCAACAGAUUAUGGAGAAUAUGGAAUAUGCAUUUUCACUAUGGCCAGGGCAAUCUAGCUCAAUUUAUAAGACAUGCAUGCAUAUAUAUCAAUCAUCCUGUAUAAAAUAAAUCUGACAACUAUUUCCUGACGUAAAGUUUGUUGUUCACGCUUACAAUGCACGCAGUAUUGAUAUUGAGAUGUUUAUUGCAUUAAGUGUAGGUUAGCUAACACGUCGCUAGAAUUCAAAUGAAUAACAAAUUAACUUGAUAAUUUUAAGGUAACAAAGGAUGUCAGCAGUUGGAGUAAUUACAUUUUUCGCUUUCUUGGCAAUCAUACAAGGUAUUUGUGAUAAAUCUUUAUUUGUUAUUAAAUCUUUAAUAAAUCGUUGUUUAUUUAAAAACUGAAAGAUGACGGAUAGAUGAAUGAAGAAUGAUUGUCUGAAAGAUGAUUGUCUGAAGGAUGAUAGACAGAAAGAUGACAGACAAAAAAAUGAUAGACAGAAAUAUGAUAAAAAAGCCGGUUGAUAGACAGAAGAAUGAUACACUGAAAGAUGAUAAACAGAAAUACAAUAAAUAGAAGGAUGGGAGAUGAAAAGAGAAUAUAUACAGGAGGAUGAUAAGAAAGACAAAGAAAAGUGAGAAAUAGAACAACCAGGAAAGAAAAAUCUAAGAAUUGAGGACAUCGAUUUUAAUGCAUUCUUUCCCUCACAGCUGCCCCACCAAAGCUUAGUGGCGAGCGACAAGUUGACUUUACGGGUUUUGCCGACCACUUCAAAUCACUGAAAUGUAACAUUGAAGGUGGCACAACUUAUGAGUGGUUUCACAACGGCAGUAAGAUCACACGGCACUCAUCUAUCUUUAUUAUGAUUGGAAACCGUAUUUACGUCAUGGAAAGGCCAGUGACUGACACGUUUCAGGGAACAUAUCAAUGCAAGGCUUCGAAUGAUAAUGGAACUCUGUGGGGACCAAAAAUUAAUGUCUAUUUUACACGUACGUCAAUUAAUAAAUUUGAUUAAAUUUAUUCGGUAUGCUGCUUUAGGUGUCGUCGGUCUUACAGCGAUCAGUGCGACCAUUAUAAUUUCAGAAUGCCAGAAGAGUGUUAUUCAUUCAAGUUUUUCCGCGUACUCCAUGCUGUUUCCACUUGUGAUAACACUUGACCACUAAGGGAGAACGGUUUUAUAGAACUAAGAAAGUUAUCUUGUACAAGUUUAGAACUAAAAAAGUUAUUUAGUAUAAAUAAUUAGACGGUUAGUGAAAUUUUUUGCCGGGAUAAUAAACCUUUACUGCAUGAGUAAGAUAUAUGGGCCAACUAAACCGGAUAUAUUACAAAAAUGGUUUUCCAAAAAGUCUCUAUUUUACACUCUUCUCCCUUGAGAUCUUGUAAGGCAUUGAAAGCCACAAUUUACAGCCCAGUUCACAUGUAAAAUGUGAAUCACGCAUACUACGAGAAUCCGAACUCCGAAGGUGAAAGGCAAACACCUUAAUUAACCAUUGUGCUAUUUGAAUGAACGCCACCAUAACAUAUGGCGAUCGAUUUUGAUUUUCCCGCUCAGACUUGCACUUCUAUGUUAUAGUUGUGGGUAAAUUUUUCAAGAAUGACAACGUAGUGGAGGAGACAACCGUUACAGUAGGAGAAAACCUAACCCUAACCUGCCCCCCUCGCACCUUGUCCCGCAACGUGUUUUACCACUGGGGCGGCCGACAAGGAACACUAGGGGUAUGGUUCAUCCCACCGGCAAAACAUUACAUGAUUAUGGAGGAUGGGACACUCCUGUUCGCCAAUGUAAAAAGACAAGACUUGCAGUAUUUUAAUGUCGUGAAAAAUGGCGUUAGCUGCAGUAUUGAGUCGAAAGGGAAGAACAGACGUCUGGCGUUUUCACAGAGGUUUUUACUACGUGAAGUUGGAGGUACGGAAAGUUUGUUUCAAGUUAAUCAUGCCUACCUCACUGGUAUCCAGUCGAUAUAUUUGGACGUGGGCUUUGAGGGCCUGGCGCUGAAAUUAAAAAACAUGCUUGUCACCAUGAGUAAUCUCUUCUGGUGUAGGUAGCUAGUGCCAAUAUACUUCUAAAGCUGCGGAUUGAUAGGGAUACAAACUUGAAGUUCUUGUAUUUUUUUGGUAGUUCUAUCCCAUGCUUAUACCUGGCCAAAAACCGGUCUAGACAAAACAAAUAACACUAUUGAAACAUGGGCCAAUUAAAAUUAUUUUUUAAACAUGCACCAUUUAAAUUUUCUCGUGUUCAACGAUGAGGUACAUAUGCAUAAUAGACCUUUCCGGUAAUUACGUCACGACAGUAACACUAUUUUCAACUUAAGACCACCUUAAAUGGAAUAGAUUCCAAGUUUGUUCUUCACAGGCUGUGGUCAGAGAAGCAGAACAUCCUUCGUCAACAUGCACAUGCAUAGAAACAAUUUUGGAUUUUGACCAAUAAAUGUGGAAAUAAGCUUAAACACGAAAACGAGACUGAGGGGCCAUGGCCCCUUUGGGCCCCUCAGCCUCGUUUUCGUGUUAAAGCUUAUUCCCGUAUUUAUUGGUCAAAAUAAUAUUAUCAUGCAUGUGUUAAAGAAAAUGGAAUGGUGGUUCUAAGUUGAAAACAAUUUAGUUGUGACGUAAUUACCGGAAAGGUCUAUUAACAUGGAUCUUUAACAUGGCUUAACCCCAUCUUGAAGUGUCCCAAACUGGGAUACCUUUUACGGUUUUUGUCCAGGCUUUUAUCGCUUGCGUUUGCGUUCUUGGGCCCAGAUUUGGUUUAACAGAGCGAUAAAGCCUGGGAACCAGGCUGCAAGCAUGCCAUGAAAUAGUUUUGUGAGAAGUGUCAGUACAACAACCGUGUAUGUUGAUACUUGCAAACGUAUUUCAAUUGCAUAAAGAAUCGCGAUAUAUAUUUUAUCUUUACGUUGUAUGCAGGGAAAUGGGAAAUUGUGUAUUUAGUCUAUUUAGUUCAGUCUUAAUUACGAUAGUAAAUACGCCGCAAUAUAUUCUUCAGCAAAUUCUCUCCAAAAAUUCUACAAAAACUGAAAUGCAGUAAUCGAGCUUCAGAAAUUACUGGGGGAGCACCCACCUGUCUUCUACGAAAGUAGAGAUGUUAUAUUAGUAUUGCAACGAUAAUGAAAAUAUUGAAGGUAUAACAGGUAAAUUUUUAACAUUCAAGUUCCAAUUGAGGUAAUAAAAAUCAUUUGACACUUCACUCCCUUACUCCAAAUGGUUCGCAACCUACCCGAAGAAAACGCCCCUGAAUAUUUGUAAUGAUGGUUGGUUAAAAAUUAGUAAUCUUGAAAUUGGGAAAAAAGACGUGUCAUUGUUUUUAAUAUUCACGGUACCAAUGUUUUCGAACUUGCUGAAUGUCACAUUUUCUGUUGUAAAUAUUGUUAUCGCUUUUUACAUAUUGUCAACCAAUCCUUGCUUAUUAUAAUUUCUUUAGAGAGAAACGUGAAACCUUUCGGACCAACCAUCAAGACAGAAUUAGAAGAUCGAGAAGUAGCGAAAGGCACAAAGUUUGUUAUCUUUCGGUGUGGAGCCAUUGGUCUGUAAGUUAGUCUUUGUUACUUUACAGUUUUAAUUAACUUACAAUUUUUAGAACUAGUAAAAAUAUUUUGAAAAUGAUAAAUUUUCUGCGCUUCGUAAACGCGCGAUAUAAUAUAAUAUAAUAUAAUAUACAGAAAGCCCAUUAUAAUACUAUCACAAGGUUAGAAUAGAAUAGGUUAUACCAGUGCAAUACAAAUGAAAAAUUCAGGUAGGAAAAACAUAAACAGUCAGAACACAACACAAUGAUAAUUCUAUUGUCUAGCAACAAAUUAAAACCAAGGCGAUAUAUAUAUAUAUAUAUAUAUAUAUAUAUAUAUAUAUAUAUAUAUAUAUAUAUAUAUAUAUAUAUAUAUAUAUAUAUAUAUAUAUAUAUAAAACAGGUGGGAAAUUUGUCGUCGCUGACCAAAAAAUCGCGGGCAGAAACAAAGCUCAUUGCAUUUACAUUCAAAACAAAGCAGAAAGUUAGCAAGAAGCUGUUUUAGCUGACGAUUUUUUGCUUUCCAUUCAACGAUUUACAAAUUAACGGUUAUUCUUUUAAAAGUCGACUAUGAGUUCUUUGGUUUGGGACAUUUGUUUUGUAAUCGAGUGAUUGGAAGAAGUUAAUAUGGCGACGUGAACAUGGGAGUAAAUACCGUAUACGUCGAUCUGUGGCUUGUUUAAAACCGUAAUAAACGAAGAAAGACGUGAUAUGAGAAUGAAAUGUAAGUUGAAAUUAACUUUAUAUGCCUCACAUUUUCCAUCCUAUGUUUCUUAAUGUAACUUCAGCUGUCUAAGUUCAAAAUACAAGCUCGCGAAAUUUGACAAAUUUUGAAAAUAUGUAAAAAUAGCUUGACUUUGAACUGUAUUUUCUCAAAAAUAGCCCGUGGCCUCAAUUUCAAAUAUAGCUAAAUGAAAAGAAAAAACUUUUAGGUGUUUGUAGGUAUCAAACAUAUCGUCAGGAAAAUAGGGGCUCACAAUGUUUUAGCUGAGUCUUUGAGACCCAGUUGCUUCGCACGUGUUGUUGUCAAAUUUUUACCAGGAAUCAAAGGCCGAAAUGUGAACUUCCUUCAUGAAAACCGCUUCGAGAAGGGUCUAGAUUGAAAAUUUAGCUAUUAAUUUCGAUUUCGUGAGCAUAUUUUGGUUACACGUUAAAUAUUUUUGUACUUGAUGAGAUUCAAAAUUUGUUGUAUAUUCAAGCCCGGUUUUAGUGUAAUUUUGGUGAUGACCGGAACAGAAAUAAAGAUAUUUUAAAACUGGCCGUGGCCUCACGAUAAAACAUUCUAAAAAUGUUCGCUGUUUCAUGUACUUUUAUUUGAUAUCUUAGGUAUAAGCGUAAAAAUAGGGGCUCAUACAGUUUGAGAGGUUGUAAAAUGCAUGACUUGCCUCUAUUUUCAUGUAAACAUUCGAAAUUUUUCGACAGCAUAGUAGCGACUGUUUCAGAUCGAAUGCACACGGACAGCCCACCAGAGACAAUGGCAGGGUACUGAAAUAGAACGUCACUAAAAAAUUCUGUAUGAUUAAUUUAGAUCAUGUCCAUUUUCAACAUAAAACAGUCAUUUAUUUUGUACAAACAUUUGGCAAUAUUUACACGAUUGUGCCUUUGUCCGAUCAGCCGAUUUUCUGGCGACCAUGCAUGCCGUUUUAGUAUUUUGCUUGCAUGCAUCACUAUAUUUUUCAUCACUGUGAAAAAAACUUGUAUUUUGAUAAAAUCGCAUUAUGGAAGAAUUUUUCAUGAUUUGGCGUGCUCAAUCGAGUUAUAUAUAAUUGAACACUUGGGAAGUUGGGAGAACACUCGCUUGAGUUAGAAUUCUUACGCUUUUUCGUUCUCUCUCAACUUCCCGCGUGCUACAAUAACUCGAUUGAACAUGCCAAAUCUUGAAAAAAUCUUAAUUAGGUUACUAAAUAAGUUGAUAAUAAUGACCUUUAUUUGUAUCCUUUACAACAACAAAAAUAUAAACAUUUUACACAAUUAAUGAUUAAAUAAAAUGGGUACUAUAGCUACUUAAAAUAACCAUAAGGCUAGAGACCAAGCAGCUAAAGUUCCAAUUAACCAUUGCUUACUUAUUCGUUGCAAAAGCAGUAAAAAUAUAAAUGGUGUUAUUAAAAUUUUGAAACCACUUGUUUACUUUUCUCUAUUUGGUUCGUUAUAUCGAACGCUUUUUUUGUUUAGGGGUAGCAACAUCUUUCCUAUUAAUUAACUAUGAUAACCAGAAUGUUAAUUCAAACUUUAGAUUAUGCAUGAAGCUUGUAAUUUAAUUAAGAGAUAGCAAUUCUUAGCUCUCACAUUUGACUUUUUGCUUUUUCUCAACAUCAUUAAUUUGUCUCCACCAUUUAGCAUUUCGUUUUCGAAUUCUCCUCAAAAUUAACUAAGCACGUUUGGAGCGUCGUACCAUGCACCCACUGAAUAAGUGGAUAUUUCCACGAAACAAAGUAACUUCAUGAGUUCUUUACUAGCUGGAUAUAGGCAUAUCGGUUCUAAACUAUAUUCUUCCCAGAAUUCCAGUAAAGAUCAUCACGGUUUAUAUAAGGUCCAGUUUCACUAUAAACAAACUUAACUAAGUUCGUGCAAAAGUUUGCCAAUCAGUAAUCAGAAUCGCGUAUUUUGGAGCUGACUAUUAUUUAAUUACACCCACCUCUGUACUAUCAAUUUUAAUUUACUGAUUUAAAUUCCCGCCAGACCCACACCGAACUACUCCUGGGCGUUCACUGCAAGGUUGAAUGGUACGGAGACUCCAAUCACAGGUGGUCAAGAUGGCUAUGAACUUCAAAAUUUCAAUCACAUGCUAAUUAUUACAUCAGUUGGGGCAAAACAUGAUGGAUGGUAUAAAUGCAAAGUCAGCAGUAAUUAUGGUGGCGAGAAACAUUCUGAUGAGAAAACAGCAAGACUUGCUGUCAAAGGUUUGUAGAUUAACUUUUUGUGUAAUCUAGGCGCUGCACCCUGCAUGGGCGCCGAAACCCCUUGAUCGAGCACUUGUGGUGUCGUGGUCGCCUCACUUGCAGUGGCGUAACGCUCAUUGGGUAGGGUUAGUUCCAAAACUAAGGGCCCCCGAUAGUUAGGGGCCCCCAUCACCCACGGCCUAUCGCCCAGAAAAUUAGAAAAUGUAAAAAAUGCAGGUUAAGAAUCAAUGGGAAAAUGCAAAAUUAAUAAUGCUAAAGAAUUAAGCCUCCAUCGACGACGGUAGUUGAUUUUUUUAUUCCAUCUCAAAUAAAACAAAAGUUAUUCUUAUUAGUUGUUACAUGUGUUGGAGACUGUUAUUGUUAUUGUUAUAGAUACGGAAUUUUCCAGAACAUUCUAUAAAUAUUCAAUAUAAAUAUAAUAUCUCAGUCAAACAAUGACAACAGUCAACAGCUAGGGCCCCCACACCAAAUAUGCCUAAGGGCCCCCUCUUCCUCCGUUACGGCACUGCUCACUUGCCUUUCAAGCUGGGAGAUCCGGGUUCAAUCCUUGGUCGGACCUCUACUCAAGGUCUUAAAAUAAUUGAGGAGAACGUGCUACCUUUACAAUGACAACAGUAAAUGGUUAAACUUUCGCGACAUCUCGGGUAAGAACGUUAAAAUCGUAGGUACGUACUGUACCUCAGCUCAGAUCCCCUAUAAAUUGGGCAUGCAAUAGCCUGCAAUUGCAAAAUCCGCUCACCAAUGAGUGAGAAACUCAUUAAACUUAUGUCAAGGCGAGUAGGCGAUGGAAGGAGAUGGCUGGCAAAACCGGGAAAGCGUUUGCAUAUGCGCAAAUGGCGAAAUUAAAAGAGAAGUACUCCAGCACAAUGAACUGGUUACGGACACGAUUAGUGAUUUUACGUUCAGCACUUUUAUGCCUUAGAGGCACAAGAGUCAAUUUUUAUGCUCCUUGUCAGUGCCGUAACGGAGGAAGAGGGGGCCCUUAGGCAUAUUUGGUGUGGGGGCCCUAGCUGUUGACUGUUGUCAUUGUUUGACUGAGAUAUUAUAUUUAUAUUGAAUAUUUAUAGAAUGUUCUGGAAAAUUCCGUAUCUAUAACAAUAACAAUAACAGUCUCCAACACAUGUAACAACUAAUAAGAAUAACUUUUGUUUUAUUUGAGAUGGAAUAAAAAAAUCAACUACCGUCGUCGAUGGAGGCUUAAUUCUUUAGCAUUAUUAAUUUUGCAUUUUCCCAUUGAUUCUUAACCUGCAUUUUUUACAUUUUCUAAUUUUCUGGGCGAUAGGCCGUGGGUGAUGGGGGCCCCUAACUAUCGGGGGCCCUUAGUUUUGGAACUAACCCUACCCAAUGAGCGUUACGCCACUGCUCCUUAUGCACAACCGCGAUUUCGAAUCUGCUUGUGCGGAGGCAAACAUUUAAAUAUUUUUAAGAAAAAUAUUGCCUGCCGCGGCUGGAUUUUGAACCCGCGGACCUUCGCAUUACUAGAUCGACGCUCUACCAACUAGCUGAGCUGCACGGUCAGACGGAUUUAAGACUAGAAAUUAUGAACUAUACUGCAUGAUUGUCAUAAACAUACUCGUUUAUAUUAAUUCAGCAUCGAACAUUAUAUAAUAACUACAGUGAAACAUUAAAAUGCCUUCGCGGGAUUCUCAAAAUGUCAUUGUUUCACUGUAGUUAUUUUAUAAAACAAUUACCAAAUGGUUUUCCAAGCACUUGGGAUGUUUAAUUAAUAAUAUAGCUGAAUUCAUAUUAGAAGACGGAUUUCCGUCUAUAAGACGGGAAACUCGUGUGACGGAUUUUCGUCUGGUAUGAAUAUGAAACGAAAACUAUCGGACGGAUAAACCCGAAAAAAUACGAGACCCUCCAUCCCAGUCUCUUUUCAACGUUACGAACAGAAACCGGUCUUGAUUUAUUCGUCUGCAUAAAUUUAAGACGCGAGUUUCCCGUCUAAGACAAGAAACUCGUAUAACUUUCCCGUCGUUCAGACGCGAAAGUUAUAUAGACGGAAAACCAGUCAUUAAUUCAGCUAGUGAAGAUUUAUCCAUGGAUUACCUGAAAGAGCAUUUGUCUGGCAUUGCUUUACCUUACUGCUAGCUAGCUGACAGUCAAUGGCAGGAAAAAACCCAAUGCUGUCUUGCGCUGGAUAUUUUGUACAUAUAUAUUAUCCCUAAAUAUUUAAUAUUUCUAGUGAAGAAUUUCUACCUUAAAAAUUCCUGAUUCAUAUUCCUACCAUCAAUAUUUACAUUUCUACCCCAAAUAUCCAUACUACUACCAUCAGUAUAUUCAUAUUCACACUACUUCAAAACUCAAUAUGGAAUAUUCAUCUUCCACCACCCCCCCCCCACCCCACCCCCCCAUGCUUCGAAAAAUCCAAAAGUGCAUGUGCUUAUAUAGUGAGAUCAGCAGGGAAACCGAGAAAGAUGCUGGACAUCUGAGACCAUGGGUUUCGGCACAAUAAAAGUAAUGCCGAGAGCCGCAUUAACAUAAUAUAAUUAUCUUUUUUUAGGUCUGCAGUAACAAGAAAACGAGCAAAAGACAGUAGAUGGGAAUGUAGUCAUAACUUUAAUUAACUUACUAGAGAAAUGUAGUGCAUGCUUUCGGCUCAUUGAUUAUCUAAAUACACUUGGUCACAAAAAGUCCUGUUUUUGGUAUUUUAUAUUUCUCUGUUUUCUGUUUAGCCACAUAUAUAGGGGAAUUUCAUAUUGUGAUUUCAGUUUUGCCAUGUAUAAAGCCUGGCGCACACGAUGCGAUUUUAGUCGGCCGAUAGAAAUCGUUUGACAUACUGAUAUACAUCGGUAUACUCCGCACACGAUUGAACUGUAGCCGCCAUGUUGCCAAAUAAAUACAAGCACGUGAUCACAGCAUGAAAUCUGAUUGGUUAUACUUAAAAUUCCACCGAUAAAAAUCGUAUAAUAUCAAAACGUUUUGAUGUUGUCCGAUCAAAUCGAGCAACAAAAAUCGGUUAAAAAUGACACCGCACACACAACGAUUUUGUUAGUUUUAGUCAAACGAUUUUUAUCGGCCGACUAAAAUCGCAUCGUGUGCGCCAGGCUUAAGGAAAUUCCAUUGUGACUCGUGUAUUGUUACAUUUUGACUGAACAAAACAACACAUAAAUUCUGAUCUACUAAUAUAACAAUAGUAUUUAUUAACGUCAACUAUUGUGGGUAGAAUUAUGUAGAAUAUAUGUUAUGCCAAAGUAGCCUGCGUCGCAGGUGGUUAUUAUAUAUGUGUUAAAUGAUCAGCUGGUUGUGCCACACAACCCAUGAAAGUCAAUGCCACUUGUAUAAAUAGCAUUUGUACAAGUUGUAGAAUUAGUUUAUGCAUGUGUUGUAUGUUUACUUGAAUAAGAAGAUAGAUGAAUUACGAAAUCGAAGAACGUGAGUAGUACGAUAUUAGAAUAAAGCAAGAGGAAGAGUUAUGGCGUGAAAUGGCUUCGAAAUGUACAAUAAUCAUGAAGAUGGACGCUAGUUGAUUUAUUGGAGGCAAAACACUAGUCUAUUGCAUGCCCACUAGCCUGAAAUUGGCCCAUGCAGACACCAUGUGGAUAUAGGUAUAAAAGAGUACUAUACGAUUAUUUUAAAACUCCCACUACCUGCGCAGCUGUUAAGCAUGAAUGCGUAUUUUGGUAAUAAUUAGUCAUAUAUCAUGGAUAUCUUGCAUGCAUGGAUGGUAUUAUGGGUAUGGGGUAUACGACUACUCCCAUGACUGCAUGGUUAAAAUGUACUAAUCGAGACGGCAACAGAGUGGGUGGGUAAAGUUAGUGAUUUACUGAGUGGUGAUAAAAAUAUUUUUCAGACCGGUCUGAUCUGCUUGAUAUUACAACAGUUUUACGUGAUACGUGUAUUGACCACCUCACGCAAAAACGUUAAUAAGUUGUUUUUGACAUUUAGGUGCGGUCACUAAUUCAUCAUCAGAAAUGUAAACAACUGAACAAAGUCUGAAUCCAUGAGUCAUCGCGUAUAAUUAUAAAAUUCGUGAGUGAUGAUCAAAUUUGGCAAGCUUUGUUCAUGAGUUCUUGACGUUUCUGAUAUUGAAUUAGUGAGCUCAAAAACAACUAUUGUUCUUAUGCAACCUUUUUGCGUGGGGUGGUCGCGAAUCGCGUGAAACUGCUGUAAACAACAGUGGAAACAAUCCACCAAAGCAACUAAAUUAAUACAUGAACUCACUAUAGACAUGCUGUAAGAUUCUUAUUCUUUCCCGGUGUUAAUUUGUCCCAAUCCCGUAUGUAAACUGUAAAGAGGCCCAAAAUUAAAGGGCCCUGUUAAUGCAACAUUUUGAAUAUGGACAGUUACUAUUGCUUUGAAAUAUGUGGGGACUAAGACAGCAACAUAUAUGAACAGGUAAAUGCUACCAAUUGCAGAAACAAAACAUUAUUAUUAAACGUAUUUCGAUUUAUCGUAUAAAAAGGUAUAUUACAUAUAUCAUGCACGCAUGCAUGGGCCUGAUAAUACAAUACUACAUUUAUUCCAAUUUCUAAAGCGCUUUAGUAGAAAAAGGGAUGAAUUAUUGUGUGAAUGAAUGGAGAUAGUUCAGAAUACAUAUUUCUAGCCUCACUCAUAAAUCAACAGUAGGAACAGUUGAUUUCCUUUUCUUUGAGAUUGACGGUAUAGGUAUCGAUGGUUGAUGUGAGAUCUCAGGGAUAAGUUUAGAAGAAGCAGCUAUAUGACGUGUUUCUUGUGGAUUAUGCGAUGACGUCAAGUCAAUGAAAUUACGCUGCAUAGUAGAAUGAUGACGGGUACUUGGUGUACCGAAAGAUUCAAUGCCAUUAGGUUUAUGCAUAUUUGAUAGUGGAUUAGAACUAACCCUCGAGGAAGCGG
This is a messenger RNA of Paramuricea clavata, 13888 nucleotides long. Lineage: Eukaryota; Metazoa; Cnidaria; Anthozoa; Malacalcyonacea; Plexauridae. The record is from the annotation of a GenBank genome assembly.